Molecule: messenger RNA, 3041 nt
Organism: Tupaia belangeri chinensis (Chinese tree shrew)
Lineage: Eukaryota; Metazoa; Chordata; Mammalia; Scandentia; Tupaiidae
Gene: CCR9
Product: C-C motif chemokine receptor 9
Exons: 7
Coding region: 1-2070 (689 amino acids)
Biological process (GO): positive regulation of cytosolic calcium ion concentration; G protein-coupled receptor signaling pathway; cell chemotaxis
Cellular component (GO): external side of plasma membrane; membrane
Molecular function (GO): C-C chemokine receptor activity; C-C chemokine binding
Source: RefSeq, a predicted model, not a curated record
AUGACUUUAACACCCACACACCUUAGCAAAUGGAGUGAAGCCCCCAACGACCGCAACGGCGAAGAUGAAAGGCAGAACGAAGGUCGCUCUCAGACAACACGAAUGCCCCCUUUCUGUGUUCUCAAGAAAGGCCGUUUCCAACCAAUAGCGGAGUCCGGCUUCCGCGCUCUGCAGAAGGCUUUGUUUGCCAGGACAGACUUUCCCUUAGAAAUGUCUGCAAUGGUGGGACCUUGGGAUCGGGGCUCAGGUUAUCAGCGACCAUCUGAGGAAGUGAUCACACCCCCAGCCCCUGGCGUUCCCCGCUGCUUCUCCCUAGAUGCUGGCUGUGGCUGGGACGCGGGCAGGGCUGAGCUGGGAACCCGGCAGCAGGAACCUCUCAGGUGCACCCCUCGCCAGCGCGCCCCGAGCCUGGCGCUGCACCUGUUAGGCGGGGGGAAGGUGCCUAACCCAGGCUUGCAUUCCCACGGCGCUGAACUUGACCCUCGCAACAGCCUUUGGAGCAGGCCGGGCAUCGCCCCUUUUUCAGACAAGCAAAGCAAGGCUCGGCGGAGGCCUGCCGCCUCUUGCCAAGCCCUCACGGGCACUGGUUUCCACGACAGCGCCCCCUUGGACGAGUUCGUAAACAACCUCGCCUCCAGCACGCUGGGCCUCUCCUUUGCUGACCUCACAGGCUACGAGCGCUCUCCUCCCUCAGGAAGCGCACUCCUGACGCAGGGACACACGGGGCGUGACACUCCAGCAGGCACCGCCGGGCAGGACGUCCCUCUGGUCCCUGCAGCUGUGCUUGCGCAGCUGGGCCCGUGCAGUAGAGUCAGGGCGGCUUCGGAGACCGCCAGUCGUUGCGAUGUGGACGACGCCAGCUCUGCGAGGCAGCCCCCGAUGGGGAGAGACGUGCACCCUGACAGUGGCCGUCUGUGCUCAGUGUCCAGGGUGUCCGAAUGGGAAGGGGCAGGGCCUUCGUGGCCUGACGCCCAUGACCGGGGGGAGAGCCUUCUCCCGAAUGUGUCUGAGGACUACGGCUACGACUCCACGGUGUCCAUGGAAGACUAUGUGAACGGCGACGACUUCUUCUGUGACAAACACAACGUCCGGCGGUUUGCGAGCUACUUCCUGCCCCCCUUCUACUGGCUCGUGUUCCUCGUGGGCACCGUGGGCAACGGGCUGGUCAUCCUCGUCUACUGGUACUGCACGAGGGUCAAGACCAUGACCGACACGUUCCUCCUGAACCUGGCCAUCGCCGACCUCCUCUUCCUCGUCACACUCCCCUUCUGGGCCGUCGCCGCGGCCGACCAGUGGAGGUUCCAGGUGUUCCUGUGCAAGGCGGUCACGGCCAUGUACAAGAUGAACUUCUACAGCUGCGUGCUGCUGAUCUCGUGCGUCAGCGUGGACAGGUACAUCGCCGUCACUCAGGCCAUGCGGGCGCAGUCCUGGAGGCAGAAGCGGCUUCUGUACAGCAAGAUGGUCUGCGCCAUCGUCUGGGUGCUCGCGGCCGCGCUCAGCGUCCCCGAGGUCCUGUACAGCCAGACCAGGACGGAAAACGGCGUGACCGUCUGCACCAUGGUCUACCCCCGGGACGAGAGCACCAAGCUCAAGUCGGCGGUCUUGACCCUGAAGGUCAUCCUGGGCUUCUUCCUGCCCCUCGUGGUCAUGGCCUGCUGCUACACCGUCAUCAUCCACACCCUCCUGCGAGCCAAGAAGUCGUCCAAGCACAAGGCCCUCAGGGUGACCGUCACGGUCCUCACGGUCUUCGUGCUGUCCCAGUUCCCCUACAGCUGCGUCCUGCUGGUGCAGACCAUGGACGCCUACGCCGUGUUCAUCUCCAGCUGCGCCACCUCCAUCAGCAUGGACAUCUGCUUCCAGGUCACUCAGACCGUCGCCUUCUUCCACAGCUGCCUGAACCCUGUCCUGUAUGUUUUCGUGGGGGAGCGAUUCCGCCGGGAUCUCAUGAAAACCCUGAAGAACCUGGGCUGCAUCAGCCAGGCCCUGUGGGUCUCCUUUACAAGGCGACAGGGGAGCCUGAAGCUGUCGUCUGCGUUGCUGGAGACCACCUCGGGCGCUCUGUCCCUUUGAGAGAUCUUUUCUCGGAAAUGGGUCCUUCAGGAAGCAAUGAGGAAUCCAGGCACGGUCCCCCACUAAUGGUACUCAUCGGUAACGAGAAAAGGAAAAGAGGAAAAGAAAAAAAAAAUCGGGAAAGGAUGAACCUUAGGAAGAACAUUAAGAAUCUGCAAAGCAGCAUCAAGGGUUGAGAUUGGCUGGCCGCUCCCCGAGGUUGCCGAGUGACUCUUGGCUUGUGUGAGUGCAGUUUUCAAAGCAGGGAUGCCUGGCAGCUUUGCACGCCACCUGGCUUUGCCCCUUGCCCAAGCAUUGGUGCAGCCGGGCUCUGGAGGAGGCGCGGGGCUUUCUCAGUGUACCACCCAGAGCUGUGCCUUCGGCUCUGAUGCCACCCCUCCCACGAGGAGACUUGGACACACUGGCCACUUCUGUUGUCGCCAGGAGCAGAAAGCUUCACGAGAACUCCCAUCUCGGAGACGUCUCUGCCCAUGCCAGGUCUUACAGAUCCUUGGUCUGGAAUCUUUCCAAACAAUGCUGGAUCUGAUUCCCCUAGGUCUCUUUUGUCCUAUCUGAGCCAGUGAGGGUCCUUGUUCCUUUCUAAAACUGUCUGCAGGCUUGGUCAGCGAUCAUGCCAAGCCACGCAGUCCACUGGAGUCCAGUCCCUUUCCAUGUCCUGCUGGGGGUUCUGGGACUCCAUGCCUGGCUGCAGGGUUGAGCGGGGCAAGGGUUCUGCUUGUCCCCUGGUGCUGUGGCAGUGGUACUCACAACCGGCCCAGGGAGACUGCAACCUGGGUCAGCGGGAACUGGCCUUGGCUCUGGGAAGGGCCUGCUCCACUGCACGGUGCUUGCAUGGCCAACUCGGGCCUCCCUCUGACCCGCUGGUCCUCCUGGCUCCCUCUCAGGGGCUGCUGGAACACGCUCUGCCUGCACGCUGCUCCUUUUCUUACUCUUCAGGGAUAGCGCUUUUAAAGCUUUUAACGUAGAGAUUA